Molecule: messenger RNA, 909 nt
Organism: Paramormyrops kingsleyae
Lineage: Eukaryota; Metazoa; Chordata; Actinopteri; Osteoglossiformes; Mormyridae
Product: twist-related protein 2-like
Biological process (GO): developmental process; regulation of transcription by RNA polymerase II
Molecular function (GO): RNA polymerase II transcription regulatory region sequence-specific DNA binding; DNA-binding transcription factor activity, RNA polymerase II-specific; protein dimerization activity
Source: RefSeq, a predicted model, not a curated record
CUGGUGGGCUGCAGAGUGGAGCGGAUCGCGGGCCAGGGGUGCUUUCAGUACGCAUGCAGCUGCAGGAGAGAAAAGCCGUCCAGGUCUGCCAUAAGGGACAGAUGGGUUAGCACCAGUAUACUACUUUGGCACAUUUUUUCUUUUUAUUUGGCAGACUGCCUCUUAAAGGCAGAGCUUGGUCCACAGCUUGCGAGUGAGCAGCCUGUGCUAGUGACAGGCCUGAGGAAUCGGAGCGAGAGCGAGGCAGAGAAGCGAGGCAGAGAAGCGAGGCAGAGAAGCGAGGCAGAGAACCUCCAGGAGGAGCCGCCAUGCGUGAGGAACUGUCCUACACACGCUCACCAGAAGGGAGCCGAGCAGCCCGGGGGGAGGAUGCGGAGCGCCCCCCAAAGACGGGGUCGAGCGGGACCCGUAAGCGAGAGCCGUGCCCCAGGAAUGACAACAGUGAGGCUGAGGAAAGGUCAGCUGGCAGUCCCCCGCACCUUCUGUCACCAGGAGCUAAGCGGCCCAAGAAGAGCCCCCCCGCGGCAGUGGCUGCGGUCGGCCAGCAGGGCACUAGCUCCGCCCCCCACGACAGCCAGCCCUUCGAGGACCUGCACACGCAGCGCGUGAUCGCCAACGUGCGCGAGCGGCAGCGCACCCAGUCGCUGAACGACGCCUUUGCCUCGCUGAGGAAGAUUAUCCCCACGCUGCCCUCGGACAAGCUGAGCAAGAUCCAGAUCCUCAAGCUGGCCUCGCGCUACAUCGACUUCCUGUACCAGGUGCUGCAGAGCGACGAGAUGCACGGCAAGUUGGCUAGCUCCAGCUACCUGGCCCACGAGCGGCUCAGCUACGCCUUCUCCGUCUGGAGGAUGGAGGGGGCCUGGUCCAUGUCCACCCCCCACUAGCCAACCACCCCCCCUCCCCACCAUA